AUGGCACCAUCUAGCAACGCUACGUCUUCGUCUUCAGCGGGCGCAGAUCGUAUGGUAGACUCUGUCUGGCUUGCCACUCAAUCGACCAGCGUUGCCAUUGGGACUCUUUUAGUCCUGACACGGAUCUAUAUAAGGUCUAUCAUUAUCAAAAAAAUUGGUCUAGAUGACAUGUUCAUCGUGAUUGGUCUGGUCAUCGCUCUUGUCGUCUGUGCGAUGACCAGCCUUUCCGUUCACUACAUUCAGCAAUACUUCUCCGAUCGCUCCCAUGGUCAAACAGUCGCAGCCAUUAGCAAUUUCACUCUUGCCCAAAAAUUGCUUGCUCUGUCGUUGCCAGUCGGAAUAUUUUCCGGUCUAUGUACUAGACUUUCCGUCUGUCUUUUCUUACUACGGAUCUUUCGAUCGAUCAGAGCAUGGAGAUGGGGUCUUUACGCUGUGAUGGCGUUUGCUACGGCCGUGGUGAUACCCACACACAUCAUCCUCCUUGCCCAUUGUCAACCGAUUCGGAAACAAUGGGAUCCGCUGUCACCAGGGACUUGCUGGUCACCUCUCAUCCUGAGCCGCACGAGUUAUGCGUACGGAGUGACGUCAGUGCUCUGCGACUGGAUACUGGCGACUUUACCAAUCGUGUUCAUGUGGAAUCUACAGAUGAGGGUCCGGGUCAAGGUGGGGAUAUGCGCCUUGAUGGGAAUGGGCUACUUCACCGGAAUAUGUGCCCUUGUCCGCACCCUCCUGGACAAGGAACAACCCUUUCUCAAACCGACAGACGAAUACCUUCAAAGCGGUCCCGCUCAAAAAGCUAUCUGGGCUAUCCUGGAAGUAAACGUUGGCAUCAUAGCCGCUUGCAUCCCGACUCUCAAACCCCUCUUCGACCACUCACGUCCUUCCCACCUCAGGUUUUUCAGAUCCGACAAAGCGGCCGACACCCCUGAGCUGGACGAUGACAAGGCCUGCCGGAAGAUAUUGACCCUCAACACCCUAGAGAGCACGCUGCCCUCCUCCUUGGCAAAUUCUCUGAACUCGAGUGGGGACUCCAGAGUAAGCCAAGCGCGCUAUGAUGGGGCGUCUGAUGCUGCAAGUCCGCCGGACUCGAGGGUUUAA
Molecule: messenger RNA, 1098 nt
Organism: Letharia columbiana
Lineage: Eukaryota; Fungi; Ascomycota; Lecanoromycetes; Lecanorales; Parmeliaceae
Exons: 5
Coding region: 1-1098 (365 amino acids)
Source: RefSeq, a predicted model, not a curated record